GAUUGCUCCCAUUCAGCUGUGGAUCUGUGGGAGGUCAGAUCCUCUCUGGGACCAACUUCAACACUCCUUAAACUGAACGUCGCUACUAGGCCUGAUGCUACUUAAAUGGCAGCUAUGUUGGGUAUAGGAACCAGAAGCGGGGUUAGGGAAGGCUACGAGAAUGAAGGUGCCUCCCUCCUGUGGGACACCAGGUAAGGAACCCUGCAGGUACUUCAAGGCUGUCUCCACGGACAGUUUUCGGGGACCUGCGAGGAGAGGCGCAACAAGACGGCGCCGCCCACCUCCGGACAGAGCCGGCCCUGGGGUUCCGGCGGCAGCCUUAGUCCCUCCCGGCACUUGGCACUUCCGUCUCAACAUCCAGGGAUGCCAGGCACUUCCUCUCAAACAAUCUCUUCCCCAGGCCUCGACAGCCUCAUGGCCCGAGCCGAGUUGCGUGCGGCUCUUCAGCAGCGGCUGGACGCCCUCGGCAUCAGCACGGAGGUCGUGGAGCAUCCGGAGGUGUUUACAGUUGAAGAAAUGAUGCCUCAUAUCCAGCAUUUGAAAGGAGCACACAGUAAGAACUUAUUUCUCAAAGACAAAAAGAAAAAAGGCUAUUGGCUGGUGACAGUUCUUCAUGACAGACAAAUUAAUUUAAAUGAUCUUGCCAAGCAGUUAGGUGUUGGGAGUGGAAAUCUGCGGUUUGCUGAUGAAACGGCCAUGCUAGAAAAACUACAAGUUGGCCAAGGCUGUGCCACACCCUUGGCACUAUUUUGUGAUCAUGGAGAUGUGAAAUUUGUUCUGGAUUCUGCUUUUUUGGAAGGCGGACAUGAGAAGGUGUACUUUCAUCCAAUGACCAAUGCUGCAACCAUGGGAUUGAGCCCUGAAGACUUUCUUACAUUUGUGAAGAAGACAGGACAUGAUCCCAUAAUACUAAAUUUUGAUAAAAACAACUAAUUGGGCUAAUGUUUAGAAUACAUUUCUGAAAGCUGUGUUUCUUAUUUGUAAUUUGUAAAAAGCAUUAAUCCUAAGAACAUUUAGCACCUUGGUUUGGUGACCACUUAAGUCAUUUUAGGAGGGAUAUUUUAUCUUAAAGCUGUUUUUAAAAAGAUCUAUUGAGGUAGUGUUAGCUCAGAUAACCGUGGCCCCAUCCUCCAUUCCCUAUAACUCAUUACAGAAAUGCCUUCAUGGGUGGCUGGGUUGGGAUGGGAGUAAAAGAUAUAGAAUUGUACUGCAACAACAAUUAAAAUAAAAAAAAAUACCUUCAGAAAUUAA
Molecule: messenger RNA, 1251 nt
Organism: Phyllostomus hastatus (greater spear-nosed bat)
Lineage: Eukaryota; Metazoa; Chordata; Mammalia; Chiroptera; Phyllostomidae
Product: prolyl-tRNA synthetase associated domain-containing protein 1
Exons: 2
Coding region: 364-933 (189 amino acids)
Molecular function (GO): aminoacyl-tRNA deacylase activity
Source: RefSeq, a predicted model, not a curated record